Molecule: messenger RNA, 3155 nt
Organism: Chara braunii
Lineage: Eukaryota; Viridiplantae; Streptophyta; Charophyceae; Charales; Characeae
Source: the annotation of a GenBank genome assembly
GGGAGGAGCCGGAUGGGGGUGAAUGGGCUGGGGUUGUUUGACAGAAGCUGCGUCAUGCACACGCAGUCCUUCUACGGCGAUUUGGUGUGCAUGCAGGCUGGGCAUGGUAUCUUGGACUGCAGGCAGCUCCGGUCGCUGCAAACCCCUGUGCUCGUGUGGUCCUUUUGCCAUAUACCGUUGACGCGCUCCACCAGUGGGGGUGGGAAAGGUCUUUGGGAGAAGAAGGGGGGAAGGAGGUGGAUAGGGGAGAGGAGUGGAGCGGAGGCAGGUGGGGGGGGGAGUAGCAGAGGGUGGACUGUGGUCGCUGUGCUUGACAAGACUCAAGGAGUGAAUGGAAACGGGAGCGGGCCCGUGGAACCGGCGCGGGUGGCGCUGGAACGACUCUACGUACAGGCGCAGCAAUAUGAGGACAGGUUUCCCAAACCCCGCCAGUUUGUUGGGCAGGAGGCGGAGAUCCAUAAUGCGGUGAGCGAGCUGGAGGGUGACUUGACGGUCGCAUUGGAGGCCCUUCGCACUCGAGAAAAUGAACUCACAGCGGCCGAGGCAGCUGUUAGAACAGACCAAAGGUUGUUGUCCGAUGCCCGCUCGGCGCUCAUGGCACGCGAGAAGCAGCUCGAGUCUUCGGAGCGCGAGCAUAUGCGGCAGAAGGAGGAGUUACACCACUCCCAGAGCCAGCUGCAGUUUCACAAGGAGGAGGUGGAACGAAUCCGCGUUAUGCUGUGGGACCGGGAGGCGGAGAUUCGGUCCGCGCAACAGCAGGUCGUAUGGAGGCAGGAAGAGGUAGAUCGCGUGCGGGCGAGGCUGAUGGACAGGGAUAGGGCGAUGGAGUCGUUGCAGGAGGAGUUGCGUGCCAAGGAGAAGCAACUCGUUCGCGUGAACGUCGAACUGGCCGAUGGCGCUGCACAAAUUAACCGUCUCCGCGGCGAACUGGAUGCUAGGCAGAGGGAAUUCGCAGCGGCCAAGGAGGAGCUGGACAUGAAAUCCGCAAAGCUGCAGAAGACCGAAGAGGAGCUGAAACUCCGGUCGACGGCAUGGCUGGCUGCUCAAAAGGAGUUCAAGCAACUGGAGAAGGUGUUGCAGAACGAAAGGUCGGAGAGGUCCAGAGAACGGAGAGAGCUCGAGCGGACAUGCAAGCUGCUCGAGGAAGUGCGGAGCGAGCUCGACUUAUCGAGAGACUUGGUUGCCAAAGUCCGGAAAGAACUCAACGGGCAGGGCGCCUUGAUGAACCAGCGCGAUCGCCAGCUUGGGCAGCAGAGGGGUCUGCUGAAGAAGAAGGACAAAGAGCUCGCAAAACUGCGCAUGGAGCUAACGAAAGAGAAGGCAAACCUCCAGUCUGCUAGGAAUCAGAUUAUUGCGCAGAACAAAGAGAUACGGGAGAAACAAGUUGGAAUAGAGCUUGUCCAGGCGGAGCUGGACAGGGAGAGGAAGAUGCUAAAAGAGGCAGUGGCUGAGCUCCAUGAGCUGAAGAACGAGCUUCGGCGGAGAGAUGCAGCAUUGUCUGAGGCGCAGCUGGCUGUGCAGAUUCGGGAAGCGGAGCUGAUCACAGUGAAACUUGAGCUGCGGCAGCUGAGAGUGGAGGCUGCGGCGUCCAAACUCGCGAUGAAGAAAAAAGAAGAGGAGGUCCGGAACGCAUGGGACACUGUGAGCAAUCUCCAAACGGAGCUCGUUGUGGUGAAGACAAAUCUGCAGCAGCAAGAAGGGGAGCUGCAGCGCGUCAACGGGAUGCUGCAGGCCACUCAGGAGCAGUUGCAAUGCGUGCGAAAUGACCUUAACGAACGCAAAUUGCAGUUGCUGGAAGUGCGUUCGGCCUUGAAACACAUGUCACACCUGUCUAAAAGCCUGGUCGAGUCGGCGCUACAAGCUGAAGAAGCGGAUGGGACGUUGUCAGCGGCAGCUGGAAGUUCGGAGGACUCCUUGCUGGCGCAGCAGAGCGCGAAACUGCACUUAGCGAGGCAGGAGGCGAACCAGAGAGCGAUGGAGGUCGAGGAGAUGAAGGAAAGGGAGGAGAAGAGGGAGGCGGAGAGCCGGCAGGUUGCCGCGCGACUGGCCGAAGUAGAGGGAUUAGUCCUGGAGCGAGAGGUAGAGCUUGCAGGUGCACGAGUAGAAGCUGCGCAGCGACAGGAGGAGACGCAGCAGAUUGUUAGACAGUGGCAGCAGCGCCAAGUGGACCUCGAACGUGAGAGGGAAGAAGUCGCGACCACAGCGAAGGAGCUUGUGCAAAAGCACGAGGCUGUCUUGAAAGCAUUGUCGAUGUCGAAAUCUGUACGUCUGCCAGAUACGGCAGAGGAGUCGCGGCCGAGCGACUGGACUGCCAGUGCCCUCUUAGACGUCGCGAUUGCACGUCACGAGGUAGAGCUUGCAAUCGACAUGCUACAUGGAAUCGCGCACUCCGCUGAAGGUCUCAAUGAGUUGGGCGUGUCGGCGCCGGCGGAAGCGACCCAGCAAAACAGCACCGCUCCUCUUCAGACGACAAGUCGGAACCUUGGAUGGGAAGGAGCCAUCGACGGAUCUUCUUGCCGACUAGGGGAAUCUGUCAGAAGGGAGGGGAAUGGGGAUGGCACCCAAGUGACGAAACCGCAGCGAGGAGGAGAACAACGAUCGGGUAUCGUCCGCAGAAGUGGUACGCGACGAGGAACACCUGUCUGUGCUAACAACAUGAACAAGGUCCAGGUACGACGGUCGCAUUCCGACACCAACAAGUCUAACCACCUGCUGGGUAAAAGGGAGAAGAAGCAGGUUGACGGCAAGAGCGAAGGAGUGAAGAUCACAGCAAUGGCGAUCGGGUCUGUGAACAGGCUAGCAAAGAAGUUGAUCGGUCAAGUAGAUCCGAGUCUGGAAUCUCACGUCGAUGCGACUCUUACUUGAUUCGGGAAGUCGAACUAAACGUCCGUGCACCGUUGGUAGGUGUUUUUUUUUUUUUUUUUUUUUUUUUAUGCUGACUCCGAGUUUGCUGACUCACUAGGUGCAGUUCCCCUUUGUUUGUUUGUUCAAAAUCUCAAAUUCAUCGUCCGUAGGUGUUCUUUUUUCUUUUGGACAGAAAAUGGCAUGCGAAGAAUAGCCAAGCAGCAAAUUCUUAGCCUCACAGCAAAUGUUAUGAAGGAAUAUAAACAGAAAAUGUCAUGUUCCUAGGAUGCUAUUUAUAAGCAUGGUUACGA